AUGGGUGCAAUGACAGGAUCGUCGUCUCACGGUCGCAAGCCGAUGAAGUCUAGUUCGAUCGCCCUCAUGAGUAUAGCAGGAGUCAUUGGGGGUACUUAUAUGAUGUUCCGUCUUAUGGCUCCUCAGCGGGGUAGCGUUUUGACUACCAACGAGGAAAUGGAAGCGUUCCGAGGAGGGGAUUUUAAUCAAACUAGCGUGCAUGGGAAGACGGCAAGAGCUCCUCGCAAGAGUCAUGACCCCUACUGA
Messenger RNA from Penicillium angulare, 246 nucleotides. RefSeq lists its product as uncharacterized. Bases 1 to 246 code for a protein of 81 amino acids. Lineage: Eukaryota; Fungi; Ascomycota; Eurotiomycetes; Eurotiales; Aspergillaceae. The transcript is spliced from 2 exons. The record is from RefSeq and is a predicted model, not a curated record.